Messenger RNA from Ornithodoros turicata, 1450 nucleotides. RefSeq lists its product as uncharacterized. The transcript is spliced from 4 exons. NCBI's taxonomy places the organism in Eukaryota, Metazoa, Arthropoda, Arachnida, Ixodida, Argasidae. The coding region runs from base 258 to 743 and encodes 161 amino acids. The record is from RefSeq and is a predicted model, not a curated record.
GUUACGCUUUUGGAGAAGUUACCAGCGUUACUUAUAAAAGCGAAGUGGUCCGGAGUUUCGCGAAAGUCGGCAGGCGGAGGUUGCACGUCAAGUGGCAGUUGGCAACAGCGUGUAUCAGGAAAAAGCGGGAGGAGCGUUUCGCUUGCUGUGUGGUACCUCGCCGCUUCGACAUCCGUUGCAUUGGAAACAACGGAAUUCAAAGUCACAUAGGACGUUGCACGGACGCCGGCUGUGAUCGUGAUGCAUUUAUUGGAGAAAUGGAUGAAAAUGGACAUGCACUGGAAGUAGCAUGCUGUUAUUGUCACCAUGCACGAGCCAAGCAUGCAGCACUGAGUGAAACAGGUAACCCACAGCGCAGCUCCACUGGUUCCAAAUUUGAUGGACACAGCCAUGAGUUACCUGGCAGUAUUGUGGCAGAGGGUAUCUUGUGCCACAGAAGUACAUACGAACAGUCCAGCAGAAAUACAGCAGCAGCCCAAUCCCAGUCUAUAACUCUGCAGAGGCUCAGAGAGAUAGCAGCAAACCAGGUCCUUCCCACAACUCUCCGGAAGCUCGGGAUUCGUCGCAAACCCAGCCAGCCAGCCAUGUACGAACCUAUAUUUGCCAACAUUGUAGAUUGUCGACUAGGUAUUUCCAGUGCUUUUGUGACCACGUUGUUCAGUGUGUUGGGUGUGGCUUUCUCCCUUCUUGUGAUACUUGUGGAACAACGUUUGAAACCAUCUAAAGAUACAUACAUCAUUUGAGUUUUUGUAUUUAGUUAAGCACACGAGUACAGGAUGACAUAACAUGACAGGAUGAGCCAGCCAACACAAUGUAUAGGUGAGCUACUUGAGCAGAUGGAAAGAACAGAUCAAAGUUCGAAGAAUAAUCGAAAAAAAAAAAGGCUAUUUAUGCCAUAACCCAGAGGGCCACCACAUGUGCUCCAAGGUGGUUGUCGAUUGCGUUGUAAGCAGCAUAGAGGAAUUGUUUCAGGAAAUGGGUGUGCAGAUUGACAGCACUUUGGUAAAAUCAGAUCAGGUUCGGAAGUUGCAUUAUGAGGAACCCCUGAUUUUUUGUAACGUGCUUUAACUGCAAAAUGCGUUGGGGUUCUUUAUCUUAUUAAACUUUCAUUUAGAUAAUUUUUCUACACGUCAUGUGAAGAUGACUACGAAUUAUCUAUUUUGCUAAAGUCAAAAAGUGACUUGUCAACUCAGUUCCGUUAUAUGUACAUUCAGUGCAAGGUGUUCUGCAGUUUAGUAAUACUCAUAUUUCAUAUAUGCCUUUUCUCUGCAUGAUCCUUCGGAGAUAUUUUGCUCCACUGAAGAAGAGACUUGUGAACUCGAUUUUGACUUUCAGUGCAAAGUGUAUUGCAUCUUGAAUUUUUAAUAUUACUCCUCUUUAAUAUGUUACAAUUCAUUAUUUGAAUGGUCUUUCCAUGUGUCAUAUGAAGAUGAUAAAGAAUUUUACAGUA